Molecule: messenger RNA, 1984 nt
Organism: Malurus melanocephalus (red-backed fairy wren)
Lineage: Eukaryota; Metazoa; Chordata; Aves; Passeriformes; Maluridae
Gene: FAS
Product: Fas cell surface death receptor
Exons: 9
Coding region: 8-1195 (395 amino acids)
Biological process (GO): immune response; activation-induced cell death of T cells; motor neuron apoptotic process
Cellular component (GO): external side of plasma membrane; membrane raft; CD95 death-inducing signaling complex
Molecular function (GO): protein binding; tumor necrosis factor receptor activity
Source: RefSeq, a predicted model, not a curated record
UACCAACAUGGGUGGAGCCGGCGGCAGGGCGCGGGCAGACUGGCUACCCCGCUGGGACGGGACACUUUCGCUUUGCCGGGAGCGCGGGACAGCGCUGGCCAGCGGCGUCAUGGCCCGGGGACUCCUUGUGCUCCUGCUGGUUGUCUUCAUUAUUGAAACACGGUACAAAAAUAACACUGAAGCUCUCGUGACAUACAAUAGGAGGAUCAUUGCCAGGAGGGAAGUUAAUUGUAAUGAGGAUGAAUAUCAUUUAGAYGCUCAAUGUUGCAAGAAAUGUAAAAGUGGUUUUGUUAAAAAUAUAAUCUGCCCAACAGAUAUUAUCAAACACUGUGUUCCAUGUGAAAAGGGAAAGGAAUUCAUGGACCACCUCAAUGACUUGGACAAGUGUCACAGGUGCAAAUCAUGUGAUGGCACACUUGGUUGGGAGGUUGUAAAGAACUGUACCCCAGCAGAGGACACGAAAUGUGCCUGUGCAAAGAACUAUUUUUGCAGUUCUGUACCAUGUGACAGUUGCAGUGAAUGUACCCCAUGUGAUGGUGCAAUUGAAAAACAAUGUACUUCAACUUCAGACACUGUGUGUGGAGCAAAAGGAAUGUCAUCAGGGGCCAUUGUGGCCAUCGUGCUAGCAGCAGUGGUACUACUGACAAUAAUUGGAGCAUUCUUGUGGAAGAAYAGACAAAAGGGUUUUGGUUGCAUUACAGCCAGAGAGAACCUAAGUGAAGCAGAGAGAACCUACAGACUUGAGCCUUCUUAUGAGAAUGUACCUUUCAUAGACACAGAUGCCGACCUGARCAGCCACAUUGCUGGAAUUGUGGCAGAGAUGACACUCUCACAAGUCAAGACAUUUGUUCGUCACCACCAUGUACCAGAACCUGCCAUCGACCAAAUCAUUCAGGAUUGUCUUGGUGAUACAUCUGAACAGAAGAUUAAACUGUUUCGAGACUGGUAUCAAAGACAUGGGAUGAAAGGAGCCUAUGGAACCCUAAUAAGCAGCCUGAGAGAGUUAAAUAUGCGUGCUGUAGCUGAUAAAAUUGAGGAAAAACUGAAGGCAGCUGUAUCCCACUCUCAGGAAGGUGGACUGCCUUAUAAUGGUGACACUGAGCAAAGCAGAAUUUGCACUCAGGAAGGUAGAARCUCUUCCAAUGGUAGUGAUGAGCUAAGUAAAGCCUUGACUGGUAGUUUGGAAGAGACAUAGCACAGAGUAAUUUGAAAAUUAUUUCAAAUAGUGAGCAAUUUUCUAAUAUAAAUAAUAAAGCUUUAAAAUAUAAUUUUCMUUGGCAGUUCUGAUUGAACUCAGGUAAGCUAUUACAUUCAAAAGGAAUAAUUACAUUUUUUGUAGCAAUAUCUUUGCUUUAAAAAAAAGUUUUGGUUGUUAAGGACUGGAAGAAAUUUUCUGACUUGUUUACAAAAAGGUGCAAUAUAAGACUCCAGCUCUAGGAUUCAUUACAAGAGGAAAAAAGUUGUCAUUAUUUGAAUAAAAGAUACUGUUUAAAUGCAUGGUCCUGCAUUGUUUAAUCAAUGUAAGGUUUUGCUUACAUUAAAGAUGCAGGAUGUUCCUCUUUUUUGAAGGGAAAACUCUGGUGUUAUGAGUCUACAAAGUGUACCAGGAACAGUACUUGAAAAAAAAGUUAUCUGCUAUGCACAUGGAUCAAUUUGAAAUAUAGGUGUUGCUGUGUAGAUUCUACUCUGAUGCAAAUAGGAUUUCUAUCUUUUAUAAAAGCACCUGUGUGUGUAUAUGGAGUUUUGUAUAUGUGUGUGAUUUUUCUAUGCAAAAAACUUGAUAAAAACUAUUACCUCUGUUGUUCUCAACAAUGUUUGUAAGCCUCUUCUAAUGUUAGAACCCUUCAAAGAAAUAGGAGCUGAAGCAGCACCACGGAGCCAUGAUUUCUGGAAGGCAAUCUGCAGAGCAUUUGAAGCUUUUCUAAUGCAGAAAGUGAUACAAUGGAGUGAUACAUCUUUGCCAUUAAAAAAAAAAUCUGCAUAG